Molecule: messenger RNA, 1035 nt
Organism: Candida dubliniensis CD36
Lineage: Eukaryota; Fungi; Ascomycota; Pichiomycetes; Serinales; Debaryomycetaceae
Gene: CAK1
Product: cyclin-dependent protein kinase-activating kinase
Exons: 1
Coding region: 1-1035 (344 amino acids)
Biological process (GO): mitotic DNA damage checkpoint signaling; protein phosphorylation
Cellular component (GO): nucleus
Molecular function (GO): ATP binding; protein serine/threonine kinase activity
Source: RefSeq, a predicted model, not a curated record
AUGAAGUUGUCCGAUUAUUAUACAGAUAAAGAAUUAAUUUAUAAUAGUGCUAUUUCUGAUAUAUAUAAAGCAAUUGAUAAGUCAAAUAAAUCACCAGUAUGUCUUAAAAUAGUUGAUGAAGAUUUCAGUCUCCCACCACAUUCAAUACAUCGAGAAAUUCUCAUACUCAAAAACUUGAAAUCACACUCACACCCAAACAUAAUUGAAUAUAUUAAUGAUCUCAAAGUUUAUGAUGAUAUUAUAUUAGUCACAAAGUUAUAUCGUUAUAAUUUAACUCAAUUGAUGGAAUCAUCAAAAUAUUGUAAACGAACAACUCGAUUCAUUUAUGAAACUGAUACUGAUACUAAUGGUGUUGUUAACAAAUACAUUCUUUCCAAUAGAAUUGAAGAAACUGAUAUUAAAUUAUGGUUAAAAUCAAUGAGUUCAGGACUUGAAUUUAUUCAUUCACAACAAAUAAUCCAUCGUGAUAUAAAACCCAGUAAUAUUUUUUUCAUUCUGGAUGAUAUAACUCAACCAAUUAUUGGAGAUUUUGGUAUUUGUUAUGAUUUAAAAUCACCACCUAAAGAUGAGCCAAUUAUGGAGAAAUAUAUUGAUGUAUCUACAGGUAUUUAUAAAGCUCCAGAAUUGAUUCUUGGUAUAACUAAUUAUGAAUAUGAAAUUGAUAUUUGGUCAUUAAGUAUAAUUUUGACAAUUUUAUAUUCUAAAGAUUUCCAAAGUAUUUUAAUUAAAAAUGAUAAAGAAAUAAUGAUUAAUGAUUCUCAUAUUAGUGAUUUAUAUUUAUUAAAUCAAAUUUUCCAAAAUUUUGGUACACCAAAUUUAAUUGAUUGUAAUAAUGAAUUAUUUUGUGAUGAAUAUAAUCAUGAAAAUUUACAUUUUAAAAAAUUUAAUUUACAAAAUUAUUCAAGAAAACAAUGGGAUAUUAUUUUACCUCGAUGUAAUGAUGAAUUAAUGAAAGAAAUUUUUACUAAAAUGAUUAAAUAUGAUAGAAGUCAAAGAAUUACUUCAAAAGAAAUCUUUCAAUUAAUAUUAGAUUGA